Messenger RNA from Penicillium subrubescens, 2160 nucleotides. It is a transcript of the gene fos-1, whose product is annotated as sensor histidine kinase/response regulator Fos-1/TcsA. Gene Ontology annotation, molecular function: phosphorelay sensor kinase activity. Gene Ontology annotation, biological process: phosphorelay signal transduction system; phosphorylation. Lineage: Eukaryota; Fungi; Ascomycota; Eurotiomycetes; Eurotiales; Aspergillaceae. The transcript has a single exon. Bases 1 to 2160 code for a protein of 719 amino acids. The record is from RefSeq and is a predicted model, not a curated record.
AUGGUUCUGGACCAACAAAUGCUCCACCUCAACCUCGAAGAUCGCCCGCCCGUUAAUUUCGCCAUGGUUGUCACGCCUCCCGCCGAAUCUGACCUCAGAACGCACGAUAAAGCCACCGGAUCCCCGUUGCAUGACCCCGAGACUACCACGACGCCAUCGAGUGCUAGCGCGACCCUGACCAAUGACCCCAUGAGCCGGAUUUAUCGAUACACCCCGACUCCGACAAUUGUGCUCGAUGGGUCGCUUCGUAUCAUCGAAGCAUCCGACAGCCACUUGGCCCUGUCUAAUCACACUCGGGAGGAACUACUGCGAACGAGCAUCUACGAUUUAUCCCCGCAUAUCGUUCCGGCGCCAGAUAUCGCGUCGUUGAGUGGCGCGCUGGGCGCUGCCACCACGACGCGCACCUCACAGGUUAUUCAUCCUGUCCGUGUCGCCAAGUCUAAUAUGCAAUAUUCUCUCCGGGUGACACCGAUAUUCGAAAACGAUACCCUGAUCUAUGUCCUGCUCGAAGCGCACUCCACGGGAGUUGAACAGCACAGAUCGAAAUUCAGUGAACAAACGUUCCUGAAUGAGACUUAUAAGAUUCUCAUCGACACCGUGAAAGAAUAUGCAAUCUUCAUGUUAGACAAUCGUGGCCACAUAGCGACGUGGAAUUCCGGGGCCGCCAUUUUGAAGGGUUACACUGCGAGUGAGAUCAUUGGGAAGCAUUUCUCCACCUUUUACGGACGCGAAGAUUGCUUGGCGAACAAACCGGCGCGAGAGCUCGAACUCUGCCUGAGAGAUGGCAAAGUAGAGGACGAAGGAUGGCGUUAUCGGAAAGAUGGGAGCCGCUUUUGGGCCAACGUGAUGAUCACCCCGAUUUAUCAAUUUGGUCGACAUGUAGGGUUUGUCAAAGUCACUCGCGACCUCACAGAGCGCAGAGCCGCGGAAGAACGGCUGAUCGAAGCGUUCGAAGAGUCGUCAAAACUCAAGACUGAAUUCUUGGCCAACAUGUCGCACGAGUUGCGCACCCCCAUGAACGGAAUGUUGUUAGCCUUGACGAUGCUGAUGCGAACGCCAUUGACGACCGAUCAGCAAGAGUAUGCGUCCAUCCUGGAAGACUCAACCACGAUCUUGCUGCAGGUCAUCAACGACGUACUGGACUACUCAAAGUUGUCAUCCGGAUCUUUCUCUCUCAAUACAGACGUACUGAACAUACCAAACAUUGUCAACGCGGUCAUUCGGAACUGUCAGCCAACUUUGAAACCCGGAGUGGUUCUCGAGAGCGUCAUUGCCCCGAAUUUCCCCAAAAGUAUAAAAGGCGAUCCGCUGCGCUUCCGACAAGUGUUGCAAAACCUGGUGGGCAAUGCAGUGAAAUUUACCGAGACAGGGUAUAUUCACGUAAAGGCAUCGCAUUCGGUGGAUCCGAAUGACCCUCAGAGCUACAUUAUCUCUGUCCAAGUUGAAGACACUGGCAUUGGCGUACCCGAAGCUGCAGUCAACACGCUCUUCACCCCUUUUACUCGGUUUGCAGACUCUGCCACACGUCGCUAUCAGGGAACGGGACUCGGACUUUCCAUCUGCAAAAGCUUGGCGGAAUUGAUGGAUGGCACCGUCGGAUUCCAUGCCAACCCAGAGCGAUCGGGGAGUGUGUUCUGGAUCUCGGCCAAGAUGGGGCGCAUUAACCGGCCGGCUCUCAGAAUACCCAGAACCGUCAAGCCAUCCGUUCUGGAAUCAAAAACCGUGGACAACACCGCCUUACUGCAGAAGGUUGCCCCACAGAAACAACUGCUACUGGUUGAAGACAACAAGGUCAACCAGACGAUCAUGCUCAAGCUUCUGGCGACUCUCGGUUUUCAGAGAGUAGAUGCCGCCUGGGAUGGCGCGGAGGCUGUGCGUUUGGUCAAGCAGAAACCGCUGGCAUAUCAUGUGAUCCUGAUGGAUAUCAACAUGCCGGUAAUGGAUGGUUUGACGGCGACCGAACAGAUUCGACAGUUGGAAGUGGAUGUGCCCAUCAUCGCGUUAACCGGGAAUGCCCUGAAGGGCGACGCCGAGACGUACCUUGCUAAAGGCAUGAACGAUUACAUUGCUAAGCCUUUGCAUCGGCAGCAGUUGGUGGACCUUUUGUGGAAAUGGUGCGGAUCUGAAAGUGUCUGCGGAUCUGAAAGUGUCGGCACUUGA